GCAGUGAGGGGUUGGUUCGGCGGUUGGGUGUUGCGCGUGCGCAGAGUUGGCGUCGCGCCCUUCGCCGAUUCCGGCGGCCCAGGACCGGUGUUCGGUGCCGCGCUUCUUCCGCUGCCCCACCGCCUCCCGGCGGGCGGCCGCGCGUCCCCAUGGAGGAGCCGCUGGCGCUGCACCCCGUGAAGCUGUAUGUGUACGACCUGUCCAAGGGCAUGGCCCGCCGCCUCAGCCCCCUCAUGCUGGGGAAACAGCUGGAUGGCAUCUGGCACACCUCCAUAAUAGUCCAUAAGGAUGAGUUCUACUACGGUGCUGGGGGAAUCUCCAGCUGUGCACCUGGAGGGACGCUUCUUGGCCCCCCAGACUCGGUUGUUGACUUGGGGAACACUGAAGUUACAGAAGAAAUCUUUCUGGAAUAUCUUUCCUCCUUGGGGGAGUCUAUGUUCCGAAGUGAGUCUUACAACCUCUUUGAACGUAACUGCAACACCUUCAGUAAUGAAGUGGCACAGUUCCUGACGGGAAGAAAAAUCCCUUCCUACAUCACUGACCUUCCAUCUGAGGUUCUUGCCACACCUUUUGGACAAGCUUUACGGCCCUUCCUGGACACCAUCCAGAUCCAGCCACCUGGAGGAAAUACCUUUAGCAGGGAUAAUGGACAGAGCUAACAAGAGUGACCUGCUGUGCCCAGCCUCACCAGGCCUCUUCCUUUUUAAGCACGAAUCUACCAGAUUUCUAUUUUAUAAUUUCCCAUCACAAUUAACUCUACGGAAAUUACGAGACCAGUUUUAAAACUUCUUAGGGAGAGGAUUUAUCAGGGUGCAUGCAAGACAAGGCUACCAAAAAGAUUGCCAUAAUUUCUAAUAGUAUUAUACUAAUUUAUAAAGGCUGUCUUGCCUGAAGUAGGCUGAUACUUUCUAAGUAAUUCCUCUGCUGGGAAGUGGGAAUUCAUUCCAUGAGCAUUCAAGCCCAUUACACAUUUUGAAGUAAAGGGGGUGUCCUAGCCAUCCCCUACAUACUCGCACGUCUUUCUCUUGUCACUGUCAAUAUUAUGGGGGUAUUUGCUGAAGUCUCUAGCAAGAGAAGACAGGGAAGUACUUGUAGCCUAGGAAGUAAAGGUGUCCCAAUACUCGUCUUAUGCAUAUUUCAUUAACAUUGUGUUAUUUGCUCAGGGGAAAAGCUGAACUCAUUUGAUAGGAGUAUUUGCAAUGGCACAGCAGUAGUGAAGGUGGCCUAGCUGAACCAGGCGGUGUCACUUUCAAGGCUCACACUUCCAAUGGGAUUAACUGCGUGUGGGAAGGAGGCUGCAACUGAAAAAUACCAUGAGUCUCAUGAGAUCCAAGAGUUAUGGGAGAGAACAGCUGAAAGAACAAAAUCUUUCGAGUGCAAGUGAUAGAAGCAAUGGAUAGAACCUUGUUAACGGUUUACCUUUGCAUAGGAACUGUUUGUUCUCACUAAGCAAGAGGUACAGCAUGGCAGUCUCUUGACAACAUGAUGUAGGCCAAUUCUGCCUUCAGUAUUUUGUUGCAGACAUGGUAGGAGUUACAGCUGUUUCUGAUAUUGUUCUUUCCAAAGCAGCCAAGUACAUCACAGAGAGGGCUGCGUGAGGAAAAACAGGUGGUAGGUCUCCCUAAAUUUAAAGAAAACAAGAGUAAAAUUAAGCUUUCCUGUGGAACAGGUAAGUUGAUUGGGAUUCAUGGAGAAGUGGCCCUAUUCUCAGACUGACACUAGGUUAUGUCAAUUCUGCAUCUUUGAAUUUAAGAUUCUUACAGCAUUGCAAUUAUUCGCAGCAGAAGAAGAUGAUAGGAAGGAAAGAACAGGCCCGCUGAUUUCUUUUCAUGCACGUAUAUAUGCUAUUUUCCUGAACAAUUCUGUAGCAAGUACGCUUAGGAAGGAAGACAACAACAUCAGAAGAACCCCGAAACAUCACCCCCAAAUGGGCAUUGCACAUCUCAGAUACUGCUGAAAAAGCAUCUAUGCAAAUGUAUAGUCCUUUGUCCAGUGCUUUGUUGGGACAACAUUCACUGCAUCUCCAACUUCCUGCGCUGGAAACUCACUGCAUACCUGACAGAGGUGUCCUUCCCCUGCUGAGCAGCUUCUCUCAGAGUAAAACAACUUAGUGUGUUUCUCACGCUGUUAGUCAGAGCGGACUAUAAUGGUUCAUAUUUUUGUGGGGAUGGAACGAAGGAAAACUGCGGUUCUGUCACUCUGCCCAGUAGGCUGUUGCUCUGCACCUUGUGGAAUUGUUACACGAGUGGAAAUCAGGUCCUGUCUGUCCUUCCUGCAGUUGUUUGUGGCUGCUCUCAGUGCAGGUGGCCUUUGCACCACAGAAUGGUUUUCGUUGGUGGUCGUGUUUGGGUUUUUUUAUCUCUCAAUCUCUGCUUGUGCCAUCAACUUCUCCUGGAGUGUUUCAUUUGGGCUGGACUAGGAGAUGGCUGUAGCAGUUAGUAUAGAACAGCUUCACGCAAAAGCUUUCAAUCUUUCCUCAUCCAAAUGUACUGUUUGCAAAAAGCACUCUAUAGUAAAUCAUUUACCAUACAGCACCUUCUAGUGCUUCUGGGGAAGAACUGUUAGGUUUGUUUUCUGCUAAGCCAUAGAAGCCAUAGCUUAGUUUUUCCGCUGUCUGUGUAUAUCGCCUCUGAAUUCUUGAUGCCUAUUUUGUGGAGAGAUCUUGGUCUCUGAUCUUCCUACAGACAUGAUUAUACCACAAAAUACAGUAGCACAUUAGACAUCUUGGAGCUUCCCAAGUCCAUCAGGCACCAAAGCUGAUACAAUGCAGCACAACUUCUGGGUAUGCUGUCUUGGUACCCACCAGCAGCACAGCUGUGGCUGGUUCUUUCAGCAAACCAUUGCUUCAGGUACAGCAAUCUGCUGGUACAGCUGCUCAGCAGGGGCAACGCAGGCACCUUGGCCACUGCACACGCUGUUUCAUGAUGAGUGUGUCCACUUCAGAGGUCCUGAGCCCAGUUUCUGUUUGCCUGCCUAUUUCAGAAUGUAUCGGUGGGUUACAUUUCUCGGACAUAUUCUGUUUGCAGUGAUGAUGGUGCUCCCAGAGGGCCUCCUUGUCUCCAGCCCUACUCUGUGUUUUGUGUAAAGGAUCUGUAGGAGGAGGUCUUGUUUAUUUGAUCUGACUGGGUAACAAGACCCUUGUACCCUGUAGGCCUCUUAGGAAACCCAUUUUCUCCAAAGAUGGUUAGGUGUAACUUGCAGAUCUGUGCACAAACCAUUCCUCCCAGCCAUAUGUACUCAUAGAAAUAUAAACUAGAAUGAGACAUGUAUGUAAGUGUAUAGGGGUGGUGAACCUCAGCCAGCUGAUUGACAAAGGGGCAGGGCAGCUGCACUCCUGAAUGGGAGCAGAAUCCUUUGCUCACGCUUCCUGAUCUGUUGUCUUAUCUCUGGGGUUCCCCCAUGCCAUUUAAAAAAUGUUAAUUAAUAACAUCUUUAGACAGAAAGUGAUGUUUUGAUUUUUUUCUAUUACAAUUAAAAAAAAAAAAAAGUCGUG
Molecule: messenger RNA, 3493 nt
Organism: Numida meleagris (helmeted guineafowl)
Lineage: Eukaryota; Metazoa; Chordata; Aves; Galliformes; Numididae
Gene: DESI1
Product: desumoylating isopeptidase 1
Exons: 6
Coding region: 150-659 (169 amino acids)
Biological process (GO): protein modification by small protein removal
Molecular function (GO): peptidase activity
Source: RefSeq, a predicted model, not a curated record